This is a messenger RNA of Symbiodinium sp. CCMP2592, 576 nucleotides long. NCBI's taxonomy places the organism in Eukaryota, Dinophyceae, Suessiales, Symbiodiniaceae. The record is from the annotation of a GenBank genome assembly.
AUGACGACCUCUGCCGCAUCCCUCACGGCGCCUCUGCGGUUCCUUGCAAAGUACCAUGUAGCCGCAACACGGCAGACCGUCGAGUGCAUUCCAACACAGCUCGCAGAUCGCGAGGCUUCCUGCCUCUUCUUCGGGACGAUCCAUGCCACGAUCAACCACAUCGCCGGGGUCGACAAGCUCUGGCGCCUGCGCCUCUCCGGACAGAGCAGCGUUGCUUCCGAGGCCUUCGACCGGUUCUACAGGAACGACCCGAAGUCCAGCGGUGUGACGAGCGCGGAGCUCUGGCGAACCUACGAAACUGACUGGGCUCGCAGCACCGUUUUGGCAGUGGAGGCCGCGGAAGCGACGGAGGCCUUCGUCCUAGCCCAGACGGAGGAGUCGCUUCUGGAGCUCGUCGUGUACCAGCGCACGGAUGGUACGGAAGUGCAGGUACAGAGAGGAGCGGCCGCGAUGCACCUCUUGAACCAUGCGACGCACCAUCGAGGGCAGAUCCAUGCGGCCCUGACGGAGGCGGGCUGCCGUAGCCUCGUCCUCGACAUGCCGGCGCUCCUGGGUGUGGAGAAUUGCCACUUCUAG